Oppia nitens is the source of this 1599-nucleotide messenger RNA. RefSeq names its product putative glucosylceramidase 3. Gene Ontology annotation, molecular function: glucosylceramidase activity. Lineage: Eukaryota; Metazoa; Arthropoda; Arachnida; Sarcoptiformes; Oppiidae. Gene Ontology annotation, biological process: glucosylceramide catabolic process. The transcript is spliced from 4 exons. The coding region runs from base 395 to 1555 and encodes 386 amino acids. The record is from RefSeq and is a predicted model, not a curated record.
UACUAAUAAUAAUAAUAAUAAUACGAAAACUCAUACUAUUAUAGUCCAACCUGACUGUCCCAAUCACCAUACAGUAGUAGGUCACGACAGUUUUGCCUGUGUCUGUACCGAACAGCAACCGUGCGCACGGGUCGAGUCACCCAAACGGACGGCCACCGGUAUUGUAACCAAAUGGGAAUCGGGCAGAGAUGGUGCCCGACUACGCAAACAGACACUACAUUUUGAUAAAUUGGAUAUCCAUGAGCUGGAAACAUGUGCUGGUAGUGAUAAUCAGCUACACUUUCGUGUGAACCGGAAUAUCCUCUAUCAGGAGAUUUUCGGAUUUGGCGGCGCUUUUACCGACUCGACGGGUGUUAAUCUGCAAAAAAUUGGCACAAAAUUGACGGAUCAGAUAAUGAGAGACUAUUUCAGUUCCGAUGGUCUCGAGUAUAAUGUCGGCCGUAUUCCUAUCGGUGGAUCCGAUUUCAGUACCCGUGGCUACAGUUUGGAUGACAACCCGGGAGACAAAUCAUUGGCUCAUUUUAAUCUAACCCACGAGGACUUGGACUAUAAGAUACCAUACAUUCAAAAAGCCAAACAACUGGCCACACAUGAAAUACGAUUGUAUGGCAGUCCCUGGUCGGCACCGGCAUGGAUGAAAACUAAUGACAAUCUGGUACAUGGUGGUACAUUGAUUGGACCGGUAGGCAGUGAAUAUUGGCAAAUAUAUGCCAAAUAUUUAGUUAAAUAUCUGAACGCAUACAAGGCUCACAAUAUUAGCCAUUGGGGACUAACUGUCCAAAACGAACCGGCCGCUAGUCAAACGUGGAACUCUAUGCGAUGGACACCCGAAUCGACACGUGAUUUUUUGGUCAAAAAUCUGGGCCCUGAGCUCGAACACAAUGGUUACGGACCAGAUAAACUUAAAGUAAUGAUAUGGGAUCAUAAUCUGGAUCAAGUGGCUGAAUGGGUUCAUACAAUAUUUGCCGAUAAAACGGCAGCCAAAUACGCGGCCGGUACUGCCAUACACUGGUACUCUAAUUCACCGCAAACAUUUCUGGACAAACCUUACCUGGAGCACCCGGAUAAGUUUAUACUGGCUACCGAAGCCUGUAUGGAGGGUGGAGCCAAACUAGGGUCAUGGCUGGCAGCGGAACGGUAUGCCAAGGAUAUACUUGAAGAUCUACUGCACCAUACAAUUGGAUGGACCGAUUGGAAUCUAGUGCUGGAUACCCAGGGAGGUCCCAAUUGGGUGGGCAACUUUGUUGAUGCACCCAUACUAGUCGACUAUAGCAAACAGCCCCACGUCUACUACCGUCAACCACAUUACUAUGCUCUGGCACAUUUCAGUAAAUUUCUACCGCCCGGUUCAGUUAGAAUAGACACCUCUAUUGUCGAUCAACGUAAUACCGGUGCAAUUGUCGGCGCUUUUCGUACACCAAACAAGUCGACAGUUGUUAUUGUGGUGAACAACGACAACAAUGAUGUUGAGCUGACCAUCGAAGACACCAAAACUGGACGAUUGGUUACAACAGUUGCGGCUAAAACAAUACAAACCUAUGUCUACUAUGAUUAGUAAUUGAAUACUAAUUAAUAAUAAUUGUAUUAUUUAUGUAAUUA